UAUAUUUUCUUUAAGUUUUUAUGAGAUAGUUAAUAAUUUAAAAGAUUUAAAAAUUAUUUGCAAAUUCGUUAAUGUUGCUUCUUCCAUAUAGUAUAAUUCUCAUCUCCUAUUCCCCUUUCACUCUCUCUCUCUCUCGAUCGUUAUAGAUGCACAUACAUACACAAGGAAUGCGUUUUUGGUAGUGUGUGUAUGACUACAUUCCUUUCUCUUCAUACACUCCUUUUCCCCUCCUACCCCCAAAAUCCAGCUGCCAUUUUUCUCUCUCGUGCUUUUUGUGGUGCUCAUUUGGACGUAGUUUAGUGGGAAUUCGAGAUAUGUUUGAUCUUAAUCUCAGUUCUGAAGAUGUUCCAGUAGAAUCAGGAACCUCCAAUUCCUCCAUUGUUAACAUGGAAACCUCCAACAGUACAGCCGGUGACGAUGAAUAUGAAGAGAAUGGGAAUGGUGAUUUUGUGUUAAAAGAGCUGUUUCCAUUGGUGAGUGGAGAGGCUGAGUUGUCGCAGCAGCAGUCGUUGAAUCUCUCGGCCAAUUACAGAGCUUCGAAUGAGCAGAGGAUCGUUAUAUCUCCGCAGCGAAGAUCACAGGUGAAGAAGAGUAGAAGAGGGCCCAGGUCUCGGAGUUCUCAAUAUCGUGGUGUCACAUUCUAUCGUAGGACUGGGCGAUGGGAAUCCCACAUCUGGGAUGGUGGGAAACAAGUUUACUUGGGGGGUUUUGACACUGCACAUACUGCUGCUAGGGCAUAUGACCGUGCUGCAAUUAAAUUCCGAGGACUUGAUGCAGAUAUCAACUUUAACAUCAGUGAUUACGGAGAUGAUCUGAAGCAGAUGAAUAACUUUAGCAAUGAAGAGUUUGUGCACAUACUUCGUUGUCAGAGCAAUGGCUUCUCUAGAGGAAGUUCAAAAUACAGGGGAGUCACUCUGCAUAAAUGUGGGCAAUGGGAAGCACGGAUGGGGCAGCUUCUUGGAAAGAAGUAUAUCUAUCUUGGACUAUUUGACUGUGAGAUAGAAGCUGCAAGGGCAUAUGAUAAGGCUGCUAUAAAAAGCAGCGGGAAGGAGGCAGUCACCAAUUUUGAGCUAAGCACAUACGAAGGUGUAUUAACUUCUGAGGCUCAUAUCAGAGGAACAACUCGUAAUCUUGAUCUGAAUUUGGGCAUAUCUCCCUCUUCCUAUGCUGACAAUCAACAUGGAAAUACUAGCCAAAUUGGAAACUUCCAGGGCCAGCAUGGCUCAAAUGGUUUACCUGAACAUCGUAGACAAGACCAAAAUACUAAUGGUGGGAGUCCUACAGUGCCACUCUUCUCUACCGCAGCAUCAUCAGGAUUCGAAAAUUCAGCAAUCACUGCACCCUCAGCUGCCAUUCAUCAACUGCACUUUGGAAGUGGAGCUUUACCUUACCACCACUAACAAUCCCUGACCAGCAUGAAUCUUUCACAUAAUUAUUGCACGAGCUGAAAUUAGCUGGCCGGUAAAUGCAGAACAAGUAAACAACCACCCAAUAUCUUUUCUUCCUUUGCUGAAGAUGAUACCAGUAAGGCAACACGUUGGUCUACAACUAAUUGAGUUUAGUUUUGUUAGUUAGGAUAUGAGGUACUGAGUUUCUAAACAAGGCUAUGAAUCUUAUAACAUGAACUAUGUGAUUGCAAGCUGCUUAUUGGGCAAUUUUCUUCUACACUGCGUAUUACCGGUGCCUUGACAAUUGGGAUUGUUAAGAUGAGAAUGUUUCUAUAUGGUUUUCAUUUUCAAA
Nicotiana attenuata is the source of this 1740-nucleotide messenger RNA. Its product is annotated as floral homeotic protein APETALA 2-like. Bases 315 to 1400 code for a protein of 361 amino acids. The transcript is spliced from 8 exons. Gene Ontology annotation, molecular function: DNA-binding transcription factor activity; DNA binding. Gene Ontology annotation, biological process: regulation of DNA-templated transcription. The record is from RefSeq and is a predicted model, not a curated record. NCBI's taxonomy places the organism in Eukaryota, Viridiplantae, Streptophyta, Magnoliopsida, Solanales, Solanaceae.